Vitis riparia (riverbank grape) is the source of this 5219-nucleotide messenger RNA. Its product is annotated as ABC transporter C family member 10-like. The transcript has 11 exons. Gene Ontology annotation, cellular component: plant-type vacuole; vacuolar membrane. The record is from RefSeq and is a predicted model, not a curated record. Bases 490 to 5037 code for a protein of 1515 amino acids. Gene Ontology annotation, molecular function: ABC-type transporter activity; ATP binding; ATP hydrolysis activity. Lineage: Eukaryota; Viridiplantae; Streptophyta; Magnoliopsida; Vitales; Vitaceae. Gene Ontology annotation, biological process: transmembrane transport.
AGCUUUUCUACUAUAUAAUUAUUCCUGUCCCCUUUCCAGAAAGCUUAAAUAAAAAGAUGUGGUUUGGUUUUACAUCAUUGUCCAACGUAUCCUAAGGUAACUGCCUCAUCUUCUUGUUCCUGUUUUUUUGUGCUCAUCCUUUCAGCUUGAGAAAAUAGGCCUAGACUGUGCUUGGUCAAGGAAUCUCAGUGGGUUGUGUUUGGUUACUGAGACUCAUGGUAAAAGAAAAGAAGUUUUGCAAUCUUAAAGCUACCACUCCAUCCCUUACUUGUUAUGAGAUUCAAGGUUUACAUUUAUUUUCCAGUAUUUUUCUCAACAACGAAACAGAGAAAUGGGGGGUUUUGCAUACGUUUCCUGAAUCUUGUUCACAUCUUCUUCUGCUUUCAUGUUUGAUUCAUUUCCAUUGGAUCCCAUUCUCCCUAUCUGUUUUCUGCAAUUUCUCAUGUUCUAUGUCUAUGCCACAGUUUUGUGAAGGCAAGAAGAUACAACAUGGGUGAGAGUCUCUGGACUGUUUUCUGUGGAAGUACCGGGUGUUCAAGUAAAAUUGGAAUGAUAAGCAGUUCUGGGUUCCUAGCCAUCAUCUGUCCAAGUUCAUGUCUCAAUCAUAUUUUGGUCAUUUCUGUAGACAUCAUCCUCUUGUUCUUAUUAUUAUUUAUCUUCAUAUAUAAAGCAUCAGCUUUGAAGAUCUUAUCCCCUCAACAGUCUAGAUGCUUUUCCACAAUGCUAAAUUCUGCUGCCUUUCUUAAUGGUAGUUUGGGGUUGGUUUAUCUGGGUUUGGGGAUCUGGAUUUUGGGAGAGAAGCUGAUUGAAGAGAACACCAUUCUACCUCUGCAUGGCUGGCUAGUGAAUUUAUUACAAGGCUUCGCCUGGUUUUUUCUGGGUUUAGCUGUGAGGUUUAGGAGGCAUCAAGUUCUACAUAUUGCAGGGCUGAAGCUCUGUUCAGUACUUGCAUUCUUUAUUGCAGGUUUUCUCUGUGUUACAUCUUUCUGGGAAGCUAUUGUGAGCGAUGCAGUAUCAGUCAAGAUGAUUUUAGAUGUUAUAUCUUUUCCUGGAGCAAUUCUAUCGAUGUUCUCCACUUUUUCAGGACCGAAAUAUGCAGUAACUGAUUCAGAAAUUGAUGGUGCUGGCUUCUAUACACCUUUGCCUGGUGAAGGAGGCAGUGGUGGUGAUAAAAUCAAUUCAGAUGCCAGCUUACCUCCUUUUCAGAAAGCCGGGCUCAUUAGUAGACUGUCAUUUUGGUGGUUGAAUUCGUUGAUCAAGAAGGGUAAGGAGAAAACCCUUGAGGACAAAGACAUUCCUCAGCUAAGAAGGGAAGAUCGAGCGGAAAUGUGUUACUCAAUGUUCAUGGAACAGCAGAAUAAGCAGAAAAACAAGCGGUCAUCUCGCUCUCCUUCCAUUUUGUCAACUAUAUUGUUGUGGCAGUGGAAACAAAUUUUGAUUUCUGGCUUUUAUGCAUUGAUCAAGGUGCUAACACUUUCUACUGGCCCUCUGUUUCUUAGAGCCUUCAUCCUGGUUGCUGAAGGCAAAGAAGCUUUUGAGUAUGAAGGUUAUGCACUGACAGGAGGGCUCUUCCUUACUAAAUGCUUAGAAUCAUUAUCAGAGAGGCAAUGGUUCUUUCAAACUAGAUUGAUUGGGCUCCAAGUGAGAUCAUUUCUAUCUGCAGCCAUCUAUCAGAAGCAGCUUAAGCUCUCAAAUGCUGCAAAGGGGUCGUAUUCCCCUGGUCAGAUCAUUAACUUUGUUACCAUUGAUGCUUACAAAAUAGGUGAAUACCCGUACUGGUUUCACCAGAUAUGGUCAACAAGCCUCCAGUUGUGUCUGGCAUUGAUUAUUAUUUACUACUCGGUGGGGCUUGCAACUAUAGCAGCUCUGUUUGUAGUAAUAUUGACUGUAGUUGCAAACUCUCCUAUGGGAAAGUUACAACACAAGUACCAGAAAAUGCUCAUGGGAACUCAGGACAAGAGGCUGAAGGCUUUCACAGAGGCACUUACAAACAUGAAAAUUCUGAAGCUGUAUGCUUGGGAGUCUCACUUCAAGAAUGUCAUAGAAGGGUUGAGGAAAGAGGAAUUCAAGUGGUUAUCAUCAGUUCUGUCACAGAGAGGGUACAAUCUGAUUCUGUUUUGGUCCUCUCCCAUUGUAGUAUCGGCGGUUACUUUCUGGGCAUGCUACUUUCUUGGAACUACUCUCUCUGCGACCAAUGUUUUCACAUUUAUGGCAAGUUUACGCCUUGCCCAGGAGCCAAUAAGGCUAAUCCCUGAUGUCAUUUCAGCAUUCAUUGAGGCCAAGGUUUCGUUAGAUCGGAUUGCAAAGUUUCUUGAUGAACCAGAGCUGCAGAACAAACAUGUAAGGAAGAUGUGUGAUGGGAAGGAGCUGGAGGAAUCCAUUUUUAUCAAGAGCAACAGAAUUUCAUGGGAGGAUAACUCUACAAGGGCUAUGCUAAGGAACAUAAAUUUGGUGGUUAAGCCUGGGGAAAAGGUAGCAAUUUGUGGAGAGGUUGGCUCAGGCAAAUCGACACUAUUAGCUGCUAUUCUUGGAGAAGUUCCACACGUUAAUGGCAUAGUUCGAGUUUAUGGAAAGAUUGCUUACGUCUCUCAGACAGCAUGGAUUCCAACAGGGACCAUAAGAGAAAAUAUUCUGUUUGGCUCUGCUAUGGAUCCUUACAGAUACAGAGAGGCUAUUGAGAAGUGUGCCCUAGUGAAGGACCUUGAGAUGCUUCCAUUUGGUGAUCUCACUGAAAUAGGAGAAAGAGGUGUUAAUCUGAGUGGUGGACAGAAGCAGCGGGUUCAACUCGCACGCGCAUUAUAUCAGGAUGCAGAUGUAUAUCUCCUGGAUGAUCCAUUUAGUGCGGUCGAUGCACAUACUGCUACCAGUCUAUUUAACGAAUAUGUCAUGGGAGCUCUAUCAACGAAGACAGUCAUACUUGUGACCCACCAAGUGGACUUCCUUCCAGCAUUUGAUUCGGUUCUGUUAAUGUCCGAAGGGGAGAUCCUGCAAGCUGCUACCUUUGAGCAACUGAUGCACUCUAGUCAAGAGUUCCAGGACCUUGUUAAUGCACACAAUGCCACAGUUGGUUCCGAGAGGCAACCUGAGCAAGAUUCUACCCAGAAAUCUAAAAUUCCAAAGGGAGAGAUACAGAAGAUUUACACCGAGAAACAAUUGAGAGACACAUCAGGAGAGCAGUUAAUUAAGAAAGAAGAAAGAGAAAUGGGAGACACUGGUCUCAAGCCUUACCUACAAUACUUGAAAUACAGCAAGGGAUUCUUGUACUUCUUUUUGGCAACUCUAUCUCAUGUCAUAUUCAUUGUUGGACAGUUGGUGCAAAACUAUUGGUUGGCUGCAAAUGUCCAGAAUUCUAGUGUUAGCCAAUUGAAACUGAUUGCAGUAUACACAGGGAUCGGAUUAAGCUUAUCACUCUUUUUGUUGCUCCGGUCUUUUUUCGUUGUUCUUUUAGGCCUUGAGGCGUCACAAUCUAUUUUCUCCACACUGCUGAGCUCUCUUUUUCGAGCACCAAUGUCCUUUUAUGACUCAACACCCCUGGGAAGGAUACUCAGUCGGGUAUCUUCUGAUUUGAGUGCAGUUGACCUUGAUGUGGCCUUCAAAUUCACUUUUGCUGUUGGGGCAGCUAUGAAUGCUUAUGCCAGUUUUGGAGUGUUGGCUAUUCUUGCCUGGGAACUUGUGUUUGUCAUUUUACCAACAAUUUAUCUAAGUAUACUCAUCCAGAGGUACUACUUUGCUGCUGGAAAAGAGUUGAUGCGAAUCAAUGGCACAACCAAGUCUUUUGUUGCAAGCCAUCUUGCUGAGUCCAUUACUGGAGCUAUGACAAUUAGAGCUUUCCGGGAGGAAGAUAGACACUUUUCAAAGAAUUUGGACUUCAUUGACAUGAAUGCAAGUCCAUUCUUCUAUAGUUUCACAGCAAAUGAGUGGUUGAUCCAACGCCUUGAAAUACUAUGUGCAAUCGUUCUCUCAUCUUCAGCCCUUGCCCUAACUUUGAUUCACACAAGUGCUUCUAAAGCUGGAUUUAUUGGAAUGGCAUUGUCAUAUGGUCUUUCAGUGAAUGUAUUCCUCGUAUUUUCUGUCCAAAGCCAGUGCCUUUUAGCAAAUAUGAUUGUUUCUGUUGAAAGAUUAGAACAGUUCAUGAAUAUUCCUAGCGAAGCCCCUGCCGUCAUAGAGAGCAAUCAACCACCACUCAGUUGGCCUGCUAUUGGUGAAGUGGAAAUUUAUGAUUUGAAGGUUAAGUAUCGGCCCAAUGCUCCUUUAGUUCUUCAAGGAAUUAGUUGCAAAUUUGGAGGAGGACAGAAAAUUGGGAUCGUUGGCCGGACUGGUAGUGGAAAGACAACACUUAUCAGCACUUUGUUUCGCUUGGUAGAGCCUACAGAGGGACAGAUAAUUAUAGAUGGCAUAAAUAUUUCCACAAUUGGGGUUCAUGAUCUCAGAUCACGUCUUGGGAUCAUUCCACAAGAACCAACUCUUUUUAGCGGAUCUGUAAGAUACAAUCUUGACCCUUUAUCACUGCAUACUGAUGAGGAAAUAUGGGAGGUUCUGGAAAAAUGUCAACUUCGAGGGGCUGUUCAAGAGAAAGAAGAGGGUCUGGACUCCUUAGGUAUGAAGCAUAAUACACACAGGUACCAUUCUUUGGACUCAAAAACUCUUGCUAACAAUCUCUCCCCUACAGUUGUACAAGACGGAUCAAAUUGGAGCAUGGGCCAGCGACAAUUAUUCUGUUUGGGACGUGCUCUACUGAAGAGAAGUCGGAUACUAGUGCUCGAUGAAGCCACAGCAUCCAUUGACAAUGCGACAGACUCCAUUCUCCAGAAGACGAUAAGGACAGAAUUUGCAGACUGCACUGUAAUAACAGUAGCCCACAGAAUCCCAACCGUGAUGGACUGCACAAUGGUGCUUGCUAUCAGAGAUGGAAAAUUGGUAGAGUAUGAUGAGCCAAUGAAGCUGAUAAAGAAGGAGGGAUCGCUGUUUGGCCAGCUUGUCAAGGAGUACUGGUCUCGCUCUUCAAAUGGCGGAAACACCUCCGAAGAUUGGCUCUGAAACUUAAACAAGUUUUGAAAUCUAAUAGUAUGCUUUUUCAGUAUGAGGAAUUGGGGUUUCGAUUUGUUGUUCUACCUACUAGAUAGUAUCAGUAAGGAAUAAUAAAUUGCAUUUCAAAACAUCGUCUUCUUCAGAUUGUUAGGAUAGAUGAUUUUCCAACAAAAGCUUUCGCUUCAAUCUCA